ACAACAACAAAAAAAAGCGGGCCAGAUUGCACAAAGAAAGAAAUCAGACUUGCUGCUGGAAGAAAUACCCAUCUGCAGGUGUGCAUGCAGGCACUUAGGCAUCGCAUGCAUAUGUCUGUGCCUGUGUGACACGGAGCUGGAGCGAGUGAGAGGAAGGCUGAAACUUAAACUCCUCCUGCAGCUCUGCAUCUGCUCUGAGUCACUGCCAUGACUCACAGUGACAGCGCUCCCAUUAGCUAGCGCUCAGAUGGAGCAGCUCCGGCAGCAGAAGAGGCAGGCUGUGCUCCUGGUUACCUGCUGCAGCAGGCGGCUGCGCCAAGAUAUUUAUUUACGAGCUCAGAUGAAGGACAGCAGGCUGUACUGAGCGCAGCUGUCAUUAUUCUUAAGGCUUUAUUUAAAAAGAACUGGAUGCCCAGGCUGAAUUUCAUCUCUGAAAGCUGGAGAAAGGUGUUUAGCCUACAACAUGUUCUGUGCAAGCACGAAAUAAAUUGGGGCUGUCUGGAAUUAAAUGCUACUGUUAUAUCCAGGCACCUGACUCCGGCAUUUGUGCUGAAUGCCUGAAAUUGGAUGGUGCUACAGCCUCAGCUUAGGAAGUAAUGCAAGACCCUUUUCCUAUGAGCAGGAAGUUCAGCAGCUGAAGACUUUGAAGGAGAAAGGAGUGGACUUAAUGUUAUGACAUGCAAAAUCCAUCCACACACGAGGAAAAGAGCCCUCUUCGUGGUAAUGUUAGAGGAAUAGCAGUUGGAGACAACCUGCUGCACUCUCCUACUCCAUAAAACAAACAUCAGUAAAGGCAAGCAGCAAGAAAAGGCUUCUUCAUGACAAAAUGACAGCAAGAGAACACAGCCCCCGCCAUGGUGCAAAAUCCCGCACCGUGCAACGGGCCUCCACCAUUGAUGUCACCUCAGACAUGCUAGGCCUUUCUUUAGCAGGGAAUAUUCAGGAUCCAGAUGAGCCGAUUUUAGAGUUCAGUUUAGCUUGCAGCGAGCUGCUAACACCAUCACUAGAUCGAAAACCAAAUAGUUUUGUAGCAGUGAGUGUAACUACACCUCCUCAGGCAUUCUGGACAAAGCAUGCACAGACAGAAAUUAUUGAGGGAACAAGUAAUCCUAUCUUCCUAAGCAGCAUUGCCUUUUUCCAAGAUUCUCUUAUCAAUCAAAUGACACAAAUCAAACUCUCUGUGUACGACGUUAAAGAUAGAUCUCAGGGAACAAUGUAUCUGUUGGGUUCUGGGACGUUCACUGUAAAAGAACUUUUACAAGAGAAGAAUCACAGGUUGCACUUAACACUAAGGUCCACCUCCAAAAAAAUUUCAACGCAGAGUAUUUGUUGCAGGUCUGCUGAAAGUGACCGUGUAGGUAACAUUACAGUUAUUGGAUGGCAAAUGGAGGAAAAAACUGACCAAAGGCCUCCAGUGACAAGGUCACCUGAUACAAUUAAUGGAAGGACUGUAUUACCAGUUGAUGAAAGUUUAACAGAAUCUUUAGGAAUCAGAUCCAAAUAUGCUUCAUUACGGAAGGAUGCACUACUGAAAUCUGUGUUUGGUGGUGCCAUUUGCCGGAUGUAUCGCUUCCCCACCACUGAUGGGAACCACCUGAGAAUCUUGGAGCAAAUGGCUGAGAGCGUGCUGUCAUUGCACAUACCCAGGCAAUUCGUGAAGCUGCUUCUAGAAGAAGAUGCAGCAAGGGUUUGUGAACUAGAAGAGUUGGGAGAAUUAUCUCCUUGUUGGGAAAGCCUUCGGCGACAAAUAGUUACUCAGUACCAAACAAUUAUUUUAACUUAUCAGGAAAAUCUAACUGACCUGCAUCAAUACAAAGGUCCUUCAUUUAAAGCCAGUAGCUUGAAGGCUGACAAAAAGUUGGAAUUUGUUCCUACAAAUUUACAUAUACAAAGAAUGAGAGUCCAGGAUGAUGGAGGAUCAGAUCAGAACUACGAUAUAGUCACCAUAGGAGCACCAGCAGCUCAUUGCCAAGGCUUCAAAUCAGGUGGCUUGAGGAAAAAGCUGCAUAAAUUUGAAGAGGCAAAGAAACACAGUUAUGAGGAGUGUUGCACUUCAACAGGUUCCCAGUCAAUAAUAUACAUUCCACAGGACAUUGUUAGAGCAAAGGAAAUCAUUGCACAAAUCAACACCCUGAAAACUCAAGUGAGCUAUUAUGCAGAAAGGCUCUCACGAGCUGCCAAGGAUAGAUCAGCUAAUGGCCUUGAAAGAACACUUGCCAUCCUGGCAGAUAAGACCCGGCAACUCGUCACAGUCUGUGACUGCAAAUUGUUGGCAAAUUCAAUACAUGGACUAAAUGCUGCAAGGCCAGAUUAUAUAGCUUCAAAGGCAUCUCCAACCUCUGGAGAAGGGGAACAAGUGAUGCUGAGGAACGAUCAAGAUACACUAGUGGCCAGAUGGACAGGACGAAACAGCCGAUCUUCUCUGCAGGUGGACUGGCAUGAAGAGGAAUGGGAGAAAGUUUGGUUGAAUGUUGACAAAAGUCUGGAGUGCAUUAUACAGAGGGUGGACAAACUUCUCCAGAAGGAGCGCCUGCAAAGUGACAGCUGUGAAGACGUUUUCCAGUGCGACAUCAGCUGUACUAGUAAGAAAGGUAAUCGGGACACCCGUGCCUACUGGAUAAAUCCAGAAGAUGUAAAUGAGACCUCAUCUUCCUCACCACCAACAUCCUCACCACCACCAUCAUCCACCCCAUCCUGUGCAUGCCAUUCUCUCAGAAAGACAAAUUGCAGCCCCGCUCCGGAAGAAUCUGCCCCAGGCGAGUGGAGCGAAGCCCUUUAUCCUUUGCUGACGACUCUCACGGACUGCGUGGCCAUGAUGAGUGACAAGGCCAAGAAAGCCAUGGUCUUCUUGUUAAUGCAGGACAGCGCCCCAACGAUAGGGCUGUGUCUGAGUCUUCAGUAUCGCAGGGAUGUUGUCUUCUGCCAAACUCUGACGGCUCUCAUAUGUGGUUUCAUUAUCAAGCUGAGGAACUGCCUUCAUGAUGAUGGAUUUCUAAGACAGCUCUACACCAUUGGCUUGCUGGCGCAGUUUGAGAGCCUGCUGAGCACUUACGGUGAGGAGCUGGCAAUGCUGGAGGACAUGAGUUUGGGAAUCAUGGACUUGAGGAAUGUAACCUUUAAAGUAACUCAGGCAACAUCAAAUACAUCUACUGACAUGCUGCCAGUCAUCACUGGGAAUCGUGACGGAUUUAACGUGAGGAUCCCUUUGCCAAGCGCCUUGUUUGAUUUGCUGCCGCGAGAGAUUCAAAGUGGCAUGUUACUGAGGGUUCAGCCCGUGCUCUUCAACGUGGGGAUCAAUGAGCAGCAAACCCUAGCAGAGAAGUUCGGAGACACCUCACUGCAAGAAGUAAUAAACAUGGAAAGCUUAGUGCGGUUAAAUUCGUAUUUUGAACAGUUCAAGGAAGUUUUGCCCGAUGAUUGUCUACCUCGAUCUCGUAGUCAGACGUGCCUGCCUGAACUGUUAAGGUUCCUGGGACAAAAUGUACACGCAAGGAAAAAUAAGAAUGUUGAUAUCCUUUGGCAAGCUGCUGAGAUAUGCCGCAGACUAAAUGGUGUUCGGUUUACAAGCUGUAAAAGUGCCAAGGAUAGGACUGCUAUGUCGGUCACCCUAGAGCAGUGUUUGAUCCUACAGCAUGAACAUGGAAUGGCUCCACAGGUCUUCACUCAGGCUCUCGAGUGUAUGAGGAGUGAGGGGUGUCGGCGAGAAAAUACAAUGAAGAAUGUUGGAUGUCGCAAGUAUGCAUUUAAUUCCCUGCAACUGAAGGCUUUCCCAAAGUAUUACAGGCCUCCAGAAGGAACUUAUGGAAAAGUUGAAACAUAAGCAUCUUAUGUCCUUUAAUUGCUGUUCCAUUAAGACGUGUGGCUGCACUCUAGACUAAUACAUGAUUCUGUCAUCCAGACCAGAUCAGUAACCUUUUUGUACGUUUCACUAGGCUAUAUGGAGCAUGUUACUUACCAGUUGGAGUCUAUAGUAACAGUUAUUCUGACACCUUAGCUUGAGAAUAGUGUGAUGACUCUGCCCAUUUAAAUAGCCUUCAGUGUAUGUAAGAUGAGCAGAUAUUGUGCUAUUUAAUAAUUACCUACAUGCAAAUAGCUGGGUACCUCCUGGAUGGGCAAGGACUUUGUGAAUGGCAUUGAGGCAGCUGCUUCAUGUACUUCUUUCUGUACUGAGCUGAAUUCAGACCGAGCUUUUCGUCACUUUUUCAAACUGAGAGUAAAACUCAACCGUUGUAAAUAAAAAGAGACUGGACAGCAGGCAGUCCAAUAACAGUAGGAUGCAUUAUUGCAAUCAAGAAACAGAUGUUUAACUUCUAGAAAUAAUCAGCACAAUAGCAGCCAGGAGUAUAAAUUGUUUCGCUGUAUAUAGGAUGCCAUCUUGAAAUACGAAAAGAAUAAUAAAUAAAAAGGCUGGGCCUAUGAGGUCUAGUUUGUAGUUCUGUCCAGAUAAAGACAAUUUCUGGUCAUUUUUAGCACAAAAGGACUUGGGCAAAUGUUAACCAGUUUUAAAAAGCGUUUCAAAACAUAAUGAUGUUAAUUGAUUAAUGGCAGCAACAGUUCUCCCAGCCCUUCCCCACUACGACAUGUUCAUUGUGUUCCAUGGUAGUGUAUAUCAAUCAGUGUGCUCCUUUAUCCAUGGCUUUUUAUAUUGCUUCUGGAUUGUAAGCAUUAGGAUGUCGGGGCAUUGCAUUUUUUAAAUUGGUGUUUGGUUUUUAUCAGUAUCUGUCAACUCAAAAAUGCUUAAAGUACCCAACAUCCCCCUUACUGCCUGACAAAAAUGUUACGUUUGUUAAGUUUUGCUCAUUUUGAUGGAACGUAACUCAUGUGCUAAUGCAUGAGAACCUCAGGUGUUCUAGCUUAAGGCCAAGGCUUGAUAGUCUAUCACUUUGAUAGCAUUUCAUAAAGGUUCAGUACAUCUCCUUGGAAAUCAUCUUCGAAAGGAUGCCUUGAAGAUAGAGAUACGUUCUUAAAAAGCAGCUAAAUGUUAAGUUGCAAAUCUUAACAGGAUUAAAUCAUUCCUAGCUAGCUUCAUUCAGCCCACUGUGCCCUGCCCCUCUUGUAUCUGAGGGCUAUGAGCUGUAGAAUAGAGAAGCUGGUCGUUUGUUCUUGUGAGAGUAGCAACAGCCAGGUAAGUAUACGGCUGUUUUCUGGCUUCUUUCUCCCUCCCACUGAUGUUUGUCUGUGCUGUCACUGCUCUAUCAGUCAUGUUCAUUCUGCUCCCAUAUAGGUUUGGGGGUUUUAAGUCCAGCAGUUUUUGCAUUUUGCUUUUAGCAGUCUGACACUGAGCAGCAUGUCACGAAGCCAGCCAAGAGAGUUCUGCUGAACCACGUUGUUACUGUUACUGCAGUCAUUCUAGGAGGGGAAACAAAAAUGCUGUGCAAAUUCAAUGCAUUUGUAGUUCUUUUCCCAGUUCUAAACUCCUUCUGUAGUAGGAUGGACCCUUGGGAAAUUACAAACCUUGUCCUUCAAUUAAAUAAUUGUUGCUUUUUGUUCUUUUUUUUAAUAUGUAAACAAAUGUUUGGUGAAAAUCAUUGCAGUGAGAUUUCUUUAGACAUUAUUCUCUUAGUUCUGCUCAGCCUUCAGCCCCUGGCCCGUUAUUAAAAGCUGCAUUUAUUUUUGUAUGAACGAUAGCCUUCAUAGCCCUUAGUUUUUAUGAGUUGAUAGUUUUAUUUUGUAUAUUUCAAACACAGUUAAUAUUUUAAGUCCUAUAUUGUUACACUAAAAGUCUUCUUCCAGCAUUCAGCUUCAGAAGAAAAGAACAAGAGGUGUAUGGUUGCAAUUAGCAGAGCCGCUCUCUUAGAUGGUGGCCCACAGUCAUUAGUUCUACUCUUAGAGCUUAGUGAUCCUUUAUUUAUUUUGUACACCAGAUACAAUCGGAAGUUCCCCAAUUUUCUAUAUGCAUGGUUUUUGCUCACCUCUUUAAAGUGGUGGAAUAUUUUAAGUAUACUUCCAUGUAGAGCAUCGUUGUCCAGCUGAGGUGUGACAGGUACAGCUGUGGGCACAAUGCACGCCAGUGGCUUCUUCUAAAGGGCGUAACGAGCAGGGAGGUCUUGAGCAGUUAAUCAAAAAAGACAAACUGUGAAACUUGAAAUCCACAUAGGACACUUCACAAGGGUGAAGUAAGCUUUUCUGUUGCACAGGAGAGACAAAACUUAAGGAUUACUGUAAAAUGAAGUUCUGUCUAAUGUUCUUUUUUGAGUACGUUUUUUAAAUUAUAAAACAUACAAAGGUAAAAAGACAAAAAAAAAAAAUCCAACUUGCCGAGUAUGUUCUGUGUAUGUUCUGUGAAAGUAUUUACAGCACAGUUGCCUUUUGUUUCAUUUAUACAUGUAAAAUUAUUGUAUAAUACGACACUGUUUUGUCCCAACACAAUUGUAUUUGCCAAGCUUUGUGCAUUGAAAGAUUUUUAUUUAUUUGUUUUUGGGCAGUAUUAAUAUAUCAUAAACAUAUGGCUACUGUUUUAUAUAUCCUAGUUCAUCCAAUCCAUGUAUGCUGUACAUGUGCUAGUCUUUAGGAUGAAAACCAAUAAAGAACUGACAAGAGUAA
Phasianus colchicus (ring-necked pheasant) is the source of this 6543-nucleotide messenger RNA. The record is from RefSeq and is a predicted model, not a curated record. NCBI's taxonomy places the organism in Eukaryota, Metazoa, Chordata, Aves, Galliformes, Phasianidae.